Molecule: messenger RNA, 3422 nt
Organism: Tachysurus fulvidraco (yellow catfish)
Lineage: Eukaryota; Metazoa; Chordata; Actinopteri; Siluriformes; Bagridae
Product: GTPase IMAP family member 8-like
Exons: 13
Coding region: 426-2993 (855 amino acids)
Biological process (GO): innate immune response; regulation of apoptotic process; inflammatory response
Molecular function (GO): GTP binding
Source: RefSeq, a predicted model, not a curated record
AAACUGAUUGCUUGUCAUUUCCACAACAGCUAGAACUUUUAUCAGUAUAAUCAAGAUAAUAAGAUAUUGAAACAAAACAAGAAAAUGUUUGUUCGCGGAAGUGUCACGUUUAUAUUCAAAUAAACGUCCUAAUUUUGCGCACAUGCGCACUUGCGCGCGAGAAAUCUGGACUUCCCCGGAAGACGUUUUAUCCCGCAACUUUUUAUUUAGCAGAAUUAUACAGACCCAACCUGUUGGUUCUGAUGCACACAGACUCGGAUAUUUUCUUCUUAUUCUUUAUUUUCCUGACUGAGUAAUACAUAAAUCUUUGGUUCACCUCCACCGCCUGCAGCAUAAAGUCUAAAGAAGAAAGUAAACUGGAAGAAUCUGUCACUUUCUCAGCAGAUACAGAGUCAGCGGUUUAAGAUACAGAGACGUAGUCAGCGAUGGCCUGCAGUAGCACCAGUUCUGCAGGUGACCUGCAUCGUCCCUCAGAAGUGAGGAUUGUGCUGCUGGGCUGUAGAGAUGCAGGGAAAAGUUCAUCAGGAAACACCAUCCUGGGCGAGGAAAAAUUUGAGUUCAACCAAACUUCACAGUGUGUGACGAGACAAGGUCAUGUAACUGAGAGAAAGAUCACUCUGGUAGAAGCUCCAGGAUGGCAGAGAGAUAAAGCUGUGAAGCAGUUCCUCAAACAGGAGAUUCAGACCAGUGUGUCCAAGUGUCCUCCAGGUCCACACGCUGUACUGCUGGUUAUACGUUUGGACAUUAAAUUUACAAAAAAAGAGAGAAAAGAGUUAGUCAGAUACGUAGAUCUACUCGGCCCGACAGUCUGGAGUCACACCAUAGUUCUGUUCACCUUUGGAGACUCUCUGGGAGAGACAACCAUAGAGAGACACAUUAAGAGUGAAGCACAGGCUCUGCAGUGUCUGGUAGAGAAAUGUGGGAACAGAUAUCAUGUUUUUAAUAAUAAAAAGAGAGACGAUGUCUCUCAGGUCUCAGAGCUGCUGGAGAAGAUUGAGGAGAUGGUGGCAGGAAACAGUGGCUGCCAUUUGGAAAUAGACAGAGAGAUAUUGCAAAAUGUGGAGGAGCAGAAAAAAGCAGAGGAAGAGAGGUCAAAAGAGAGGUUGAUGAAGGUGUCAAAGAAAAGGGAAGACAUUAGAAAACACAUGUUAAUACACCGUCUGUCGGAAGUGAGGAUUGUGCUGCUGGGCUACAGCAAUGCAGGGAAAAGUUCAUCAGGAAACACCAUCCUGGGCGAGGAAAAAAUUAAGUUCAACCAAUCUUCACAGUGUGUGACGAGACAAGGUCAUGUAACUGGGAGAAAGAUCACUGUGGUAGAAGCUCCAGGAUGGCAGAGAGAUAAAGCUGUGAAGCAGUUCCUCAAACAGGAGAUUCAGACCAGUGUGUCCAUGUGUCCUCCAGGUCCACACGCUGUACUGCUGGUUAUACGCUUGGACAUUAUAUUUACAAAAAAAGAGAGAAAAGAGUUAGUCAGAUACGUAGAUCUACUCGGCUCUACAGUCUGGAGACACACCAUAGUUCUGUUCACCUUUGGAGACUCUCUGGGAGACACAACCAUAGAGAGACACAUUGAGAGUGAAGGACAGGCUCUGCAGUGGCUGGUAGAGAAAUGUGGGAACAGAUAUCAUGUUUUUAAUAAUAAAAAGAGAGACGAUGUCUCUCAGGUCUCAGAGCUGCUGGAGAAGAUUGAGGAGAUGGUGGCAGAAGAAGUCCGUCUUCAGGACAGAGAGAUAUUACAACUGAUAGGAGGAGGAGGAGGACCUUUUAUAGCUUUAGCAUGUGACAGUCGUACUUUGCGUGAUCUCCGUAGGUCAACCCAGGUCUUGCAUAAAAUGCACUCAGACAGGUUUUCGAAGUCCCGUAUGUCCAGAUUCUAUCAUCCAUUCAUACCAAAACAGCUCUCAGGCUCCUCUGUAGGGACUUAUGGUUGUGAAAUAUCUGAGUAUGACAAUGAGUUGUUCAGGACUCUCCACCUUCAACCUGGACUGAAUAAGUGUACAUUCACUGACCUUGUGUUUGAGAUGGAGCUGGAAGGCAGAGUGAUGUAUAGAGUAGUGUCCUGGGACAGCCAUGUCUUGGAUGGAUUAGACCAAAGUGAGCCUGCAGGACCUCUGUACAAUAUCAAGUGCUAUGGAAGUUCAGUCCAUCGCCUGCACUUUCCACACUGUGAGACCCGUACAGAUGAGGUUAAAUUGAUUGCAGCUCAUGUGACUGGUGGAAAUGUGGAGAUCAUUCAGCCUGUAGAAGUAACAGACACACAUGUGAUUAUAGAAGUUCAACACCUCUCAUGUUUUGGUCUCUUAAAGCCAUUGCUAUACAGAGCGUAUCCCAUCAGAGCCCAAGUUCUUUUGUUAUAUGAGCAAAGUCUGAGUAAACUUCACAUCCAUCUGUUGAAGCGGAAUGUCCCGGUCGAAGAGGUGCAGAAAAAACAUCAAAGAUUCACAUACAUUACAACAAGCUCCAAAUGUGUACUGAGCCCUCGUAAAACAUACAGGCCAUGCUGUAAAACUGAUGACUGUGAUUAUGUUUCUCAACCAGAGGAGGAGAGGUUUGAUCGUGACUAUGACCCAAACUACCACCCUACAUUUGAGGUGAUCCUUAAUACUGACAUUAAAAAAGUCACAUUAAGUAUUUUGGAUGAAGACAACCAGGUGGUGUGGAAGCCUCGGACUGUCUUACUUCCAGGUAGAUGUAGAGUCUCAACCAGUAACGAUUCACCCGGCGCUGAUUUUGUGGAUAAUUUCAGAUCCCAGCUCAUUCAGAGAGUUACUUCAGUAAUGGAGAUAGUAGACUGUCUAAUAUCCAAGUAUAUUAUUACUGAUGAAAUGUACAAUAAGAUCAAUGCAAAGACAACAUCCCAAGACAAAAUGAGAGAACUGUACAGAUAUCUCAACUCGGCAGGACGAGCUGCGAAAGCUCAAUUCUUUCAAAUUCUACGAGAGAAACAUCACGAUUUAGUGACAGAUCUGGAUUCGGGAUCAGAUCUGGAUUAGUGGACGUUUAACAGAGUGAAUCACAUGCACACAGGGGUGUAGACCUUGGGCCCCAUGUAAAGACAUUGUUGGGGGCCUUUUUCCUAUCAUUUCAUUAUCAAUGCCAUUUGUGUUACACAUUUCCCUUACAGAUACAGUACCUGUUUUUUUACCUUCUUUAUCAGCAUGUUUGUAUAAAUCAAAAUUUGCCCGGACUUUGGCUACAUGCUUCUGUUUAUGUUCUGUGUCACUUGUCUGUCCCGCCCUUGUCUCUUCAUCCCUGCCUCUGCACACCUGUUCCUGAUGUGUUAAUUGUGUGGUGUAUUUAACCCGUGACACGUUGCCUAUGGCGGCACAGAAUCCUCGUCCUAUGUCGUCUUGUCAUGUCACGUUUUGUCGAGUCCUUGUCCCUGUUUCGUGUUUUUUUAUUUAAUAAACCAGUUUAUUUUA